GUGACCCCAACAUAUCAUUACACAUAAGCUUCUACGAAAACACAAUAUUCAUCUGUUUACUUCCAAUUAUUCUCAAGAAUUCUCGCUGCCUUGGCAAUGUAAAAGAUCCUACAAUCGGUAUAACUCAGAGGACAGAGAUGUGGUAAAUAAAUUCGUUUUCUGUGUGACAUACAUGGACUCUCAUGCAGUCCUCAGAAGAAAGCAUCAAAGAUGAUGUGUUGAAACAACUUGGUGAUCAGAUCAAGGCUCUGCAGCUGAAGCAAUUCAACGAGGCAGGAAAUGAUCAAGAUUCAGCAAUUAAGUGCAACAAUGUUCAUGUGAAAUGUUUGUUUGAUGUCCUUGACCACAUUCUUCUCUAUGGUCUAAAAAGUCCUGAGAAUGGUUAUUGGCCAUUUGUAUGUGAGUUCACCCAUCCUGAAGUGAAGAAAGACAUUGAUGAAAAUCCAGAUGUUACCUCAGUCUUUGACAAAGGUCGCCUAUGGAUUUAUCUUGCUUUGUUAGACUGUCUUCUUGGCAGUUAUUUUCGAAUGUUUUACGAAAAUCAGAAAACCCCAACUAAAUAUUAUCAAAGGAAUUCUUUCGUUCGGGAUAAGGAGCGUCUUGGCAUCAUAAUCACCCUUGUGGCUGGUCUGGACUUGAUACGGUUGUCUUCAGAACUGGACUUGUCGUUUCUGGGUUUCCGUGAUUUUGGCCUUACUAACGUUUUGGGUAACGGUCCAGGCUCACGGAAUGGGAACCAAGAUAAGACCAUGAUUCCAAUGGAUUCAUUCCCAGACAGGGAACAACAUGAUAUCAAAAGCACGGACUCGAAUGACGUCAUCGACGAGUCCACGAUAUCCUUGGUUGAGGCGGAACACGAUGAUGAACCCUUGCCGAAAGUUGAUCAUAACCCAUUCCCAAUCCACCAAGGAUCGUAUCCCUCGGAAUACGAAGGCAUAGUUCUAGCCGGGUUUCCACGAAGGCCUGGGUUGUCGGAAACGCUCGCCACAACUUCGGAUGUCGCCUUUCAACAGCACGCAAUAGAAAAACUAGCGCUGAGCAUAUUUGACGCCAAGGAUGAAACAUUUCAUCGGUUCGUUAAAGGAUUUACUGGAUUUCACUAUGGACAACUUCACGCGGUACAUUUACUACUCACGGACAAGUCUGUGUACUUUCUAAGGAAGCAAUCUGGUGACAGCUUCACCACCGAACACUCGAUUAAUUUUCAAGAAUUGAAACACGUUGAAAUAGGCGUCAACUGUCAGUAUGUUGCGUUCGUCUCUAGAAAUGAGAAGUAUUCGUUUUCGACUGCAAACGAAGCGAUCACGCGCAGUUUAGUCACAGAUAUUUCAUCACUGAUGGUCAGAGGUCUCUCAUCGCCGGCGCAGCUGACGCGGAUUGUCAGUAGUACCGCUGUGCAGGGACAGCAGGCGAUCAAGAAGUGGCUGCGUAGUGCAUUGGAGAAACAGACCAUCGAUGUUGAGGUCAUGUGUUUCUCGCUCGUACACUGGAUGUGUUUUUCGGGGCCUGGUAGUGAAUUAGACAUGGUACGUCAUCAGAUCAUAAAGGAGGGAUACCUUGAAUGUAAAUCCAAGUACCUGGGCGUGGUCAGCCACUGGGAGACAAACUAUUUUGCCCUAACUGGCAGGGGACUGUUCCAUUAUUCCAGGCAGGGGGAUAAAGAACCGAAGAUGAUUUACGAACUUAAUGCUUCAAAUUGUGGAGGUUGUCGGCGAGUGUCCGACGAGGAGGAAAAAUAUGCUUUUGAGAUUAUUUCUGAAGACGGACAAACGGUGGUUAUUCUAUCUUCCUCGACGGAGGACCAGGCGUCUGAUUGGAUAAUGAAGUUAUGUCAAAUUGUUGCAGGAUCCUCUGAAUUCCUGUAUACCACCCUGUGUCCCGCGGCUAGAGCUAUUCCGUGUUGUGCCGCGGUCACAAAAGAACAUGUCAUCACGUUUCAUGCUUAUAUCAAUGGAGAAUAUCGUUUCCUAAGUAGCUUUUGUAUACAAGAUGUUACGCAGAUUUUAGUAGACAACGAAGUUAGAAAUUAUUGUAUUUUGAAAUUUGAAUCAGACCAUGAGGGAAUGUGGUUCUUCUCCUUCGCAACGGAAUAUGAACUUAGUAAAUUUGAACGCGAUAUUGCAGAAGCAUGGAAAGACAGUUUACAGGCGGAUCUUCAGUUUUACAUGAUUGGCGAAGGGCCAACACGAAAGCGAGCUCGCGAUAUGAGCCAGCAUAUACAAACCAUAUUGAAUGAAACAAAUUGAGUCCUUUGAAGACAAUUCUACAAUCACUAAAGAUUAUUCAACAAGAUUUUAAUCAACGGGAAAUUCCCGUAUUUAUUCUUGGGACGCAAUGAUAGGUUUUGAAUGCUCUGAACUUCACCGACAUGUGUAAUUUAAACUACGUUUUAUAACUUAGCCAUUAAUUCAAAUUUAUCAUAUGAAAUAUUGCAUCCUGUAUAAAUACGACUAUAUGCAAAAAUUCAUCUUGUAAUUU
This is a messenger RNA of Dendronephthya gigantea, 2478 nucleotides long. RefSeq names its product pleckstrin homology domain-containing family M member 2-like. The record is from RefSeq and is a predicted model, not a curated record. Bases 183 to 2246 code for a protein of 687 amino acids. The transcript is spliced from 14 exons. Gene Ontology annotation, molecular function: kinesin binding. Gene Ontology annotation, biological process: lysosome localization; Golgi organization; regulation of protein localization. NCBI's taxonomy places the organism in Eukaryota, Metazoa, Cnidaria, Anthozoa, Malacalcyonacea, Nephtheidae. Gene Ontology annotation, cellular component: endosome membrane.